Penicillium griseofulvum is the source of this 1383-nucleotide messenger RNA. RefSeq names its product DUF2841 domain-containing protein. The record is from RefSeq and is a predicted model, not a curated record. Lineage: Eukaryota; Fungi; Ascomycota; Eurotiomycetes; Eurotiales; Aspergillaceae. Bases 1 to 1383 code for a protein of 460 amino acids. The transcript has 5 exons.
AUGGAUAUGAAUCGUGGAUAUCAAUUUGGCGGAGAGGUGUUGGAGCGAAGACACUCUGAUACGUGUAUCCCGCAGCAACCGCCGAUUAAUAUGUCAAUCGCUUCUAAACAACCUCAUAACGCCGAAUACACACACCCGCACUUUGCCAUGAUAUACCUCGACCAUAAUGGUCAAUGGCAACUGCAAGCCUCGCCUUCGAUUGCAGGCUGUGAAGGCGCCAUCUUCACACCAGAUGUUACAGACCGAUUCAUAGAAAUGACUGGCCAGACCCCACAGACCAGCCAGCAGUUUACAAACUCAGUCCAAGCACCCCACUCUCCUUGGGACGAGCAACCAUCUUCGGGAUGGGGACCAACCGGACAGGCUAGACAGGCCGAGAUGAUACCGUUCCAAUGGUCGUCACAACAAAGCCGAAAGAAGUCCAAGCGUACCGGUGGCAUGCUCAAGUCUCGACCUAAAUCUAGCUCACCACCACCUACCACACCUCCACCCGGACGAACUGUCCUUCGUGUCGGUAACCGGGCGCUACUGCGACGGUACUACGAGAAGGCAUUCGAGGACUUCCAGCAACUCAACUGCCGCGCUAUUGCGAAAUCAUAUAUCAAGCUUGUUGAGCCGAGGAAGCAGGUCCAUUAUCCGUACAAUGGACGCAGAGUCAUUGCCGGUGUCUCACAGCGUGUUGACCCGGAGUUCACCAAGCCUGCGUGGUGGCCCGCUGGUGUCUUACACAAGGAGCCUGAUCAUCUACUCAAGCCUGACCGACUGCGACUUCUUGUUCAUAUACUUUGUGAGCUAAAGGAUAGCCACGGGGUUACAACAGACAAGCUGCGAGACGCUGGCCAAGACGUGAGACGCCAGAUUACACCGGCCCACCGGCUGCAGGUCCUAGACGAGAUCUACUUUGUGCGACAGAUGGAAGAACAGUUCCUGGAUGGUGAAAUCGACGCCAGCACCUUGAUUCAGGUAACACAAACGCAUCUACCAGAAGCAAUCUUCCAAGACAGCGAUGAGCUAUCACGUGCACACGCAGCACCGGUAACAUCUAUGAUCGAAGCUGAAAAUGACAUGCGCGGUGCAGGUGAUGAGCCCGCUAUCUCCACGCUGGAAGAAGAUGACUCAAAGCUACACCACUCACAUGGGUUGCCCCUCUCACCCACCACUAGCGAGUCAAGUGGUCCCCACAGCCCGGCAGGCAGUUAUGGCUACCCGAUGGGUAUGGCACCAUCAGUGCAUGUAAUCCCCCCUCUUGAAUCGUCGAAUAUCACAAAACCUAUGCAUCCAGCCCCGAGUUAUCACCCUGGAUACUACUCGCAGCAGUUUGUGUCUGAUAAAGGGCCCGGGUUCUGGUCACAAGCAAACCCUGCAUCGCAGUUUGGAUAUUGA